This is a messenger RNA of Acanthoscelides obtectus, 916 nucleotides long. The record is from the annotation of a GenBank genome assembly. Lineage: Eukaryota; Metazoa; Arthropoda; Insecta; Coleoptera; Chrysomelidae.
UGUAAGUCACAUCGUCACAUGCUAAAAGCCACAGCCAAAAGCUCAUAUCAGGAAUAUACAAACGGGGAAACGGGCCCGGUAUAAUGAACACGUGAUCCCAACGUAAACAGCGAUAUUUAUAUUGAUUGGUUUAUCUAUCAUAAAUAGACUUCGCUCAUUCAUUUCCUUAGACAUAUCUUUGCAUCUAUUAUCGUAAUCUUUCUUCGAACAAACGUCAUAAUUCAAUCUGUGGUUCCGUGUCAAAUGGCACAUCCAGUAACCACAUUUUUAAAUCGAGAAUCCGAAGUUGUGCAUUGUGCAAAGGUGUAAAAAAAUGAAUAUUUUCAGAAGAUUAUGCCUCAAAGAUAUAACUAAAAUUAUUCAAAGUGAAGCUAGAUGCUAUUCUGGAGGAUUAUAUGAACCCCAUUACUUAGAUGAAAUGAAAUCAAAAACACCAUUGUACGAUACGCUGAAUAUUAUCUUACGAGGAUAUGAUUACCCAAUACUUGAAAAUUACCAAAAGCAGUUGCACAAUCUAUUAAAGAACAUGGAAAUUGAUGUUGAAGAAAGUUGGGCUAUUCCCCCACAACACAUCCAAAUAUCUACUUAUAAGCCAAAAAGUGACUUGGUACAGUCUCAAUUUUUACUAAAAACCUAUGAGAGGAUUAUUCAAAUUACUGAUGUGCCAUCUAUACAGCUCCCAAUUAUAAUAAGAGUAAUAGAAGCAGGACUUCCUGCUGGAGUAUCUGUCAAUAUACGUCCACAUGAGGAAGCUGAUGAAGAGAAUCGUUAUAUUCCUGAUAGUGAAUUAAAUGCUCUUAAAAGUGAAUUGGAAGAAUUAGGAGGACCUUCCAAGAAAAAGUGAUUUGGAAUUUUUUAUUAUUGUUUCAUACAAUUUACUAGGGUGUACAUUGAUAAAUUUAGAACGUGACUGAAA